Messenger RNA from Paraphaeosphaeria sporulosa, 1443 nucleotides. Its product is annotated as acetolactate synthase small subunit mitochondrial precursor. Gene Ontology annotation, biological process: branched-chain amino acid biosynthetic process. The record is from RefSeq and is a predicted model, not a curated record. Bases 110 to 1090 code for a protein of 326 amino acids. Gene Ontology annotation, cellular component: mitochondrial nucleoid; acetolactate synthase complex. Gene Ontology annotation, molecular function: acetolactate synthase regulator activity. The transcript has 2 exons. Lineage: Eukaryota; Fungi; Ascomycota; Dothideomycetes; Pleosporales; Didymosphaeriaceae.
CAAAGCUCAGAAAAGCGUUCCCGCGACUCGUCACCGCCCACGGACAGUCAUCGACGCCUUCACCUCUCCCAGCAGCUCAAUUGCAGUCGCUGUGGCAGUCGCCUUCACAAUGGCUUCUCGGCGAGCCGUACAGGCGCUCCCUCUGCGCCGCCUGCUCAACCCGCAGUGCGCAAACGGCAUUCGCCAAAGCCGCGCAUCGAGCUCCUCGUCCACACAGGCCCUGGCCUACAAAGCCCUACACCGUCGCAUUGCACCCCUCCCUACCGAAGACCGCCCGGCAUGGUCCGCACAGGCAGCCGUCAGCAGCAUUCUCUACGAGACCCCGCUGCCCUCGCAAGCACCGCCGAAGCGUCACAUCCUCAACUGCUUGGUGCAGAACGAGCCUGGUGUGCUGUCUCGUGUCUCAGGAAUUCUUGCUGCCCGCGGCUUCAACAUUGACAGUUUGGUCGUCUGCAACACCGAGGUCGAUGACCUCUCUCGCAUGACCAUUGUGCUGCAGGGCCAAGACGGUGUCAUCGAACAGGCUCGCCGCCAGCUCGAGGACCUUGUCCCGGUGUGGGCCGUUCUCGACUAUACCCAGUCUCCUCUUGUCCAACGCGAGUUGCUUCUCGCUAAGGUCUCCAUCUUGGGCCCUGAGUACUUUGAGGAGCUCCUCGCCCAUCACCGAGAGAUGGCUCACAUGCCCGAAAUCGAGGAAGGUGUCCCGCUGGAAGAGCUGUCUGAAGAAGAGCGCGAAGUAAUCGCCAAUGCGGCAGCCCGCGAGACGCUCAAGAAGGACUACCACCCCGGCAACUUGCCCACCAGUCAAGCUCUCCGUCAAAAACACGAGCACCUAAAGGACAUCACCUUCCUGACUCAUCAAUUCGGCGGCAAGGUCCUAGACAUCAGCACGAACAACUGCAUUGUCGAAGUGUCAGCCAAGUCAUAUAGGAUCGAUGCCUUUAUGAAGCUCAUCGCUCCUUUUGGUAUCUUGGAGUCUGCAAGGACAGGUCUUAUGGCGCUACCGCGUUCUCCACUGCACGGCCCCAACGAGGUUGAGGAGAAGGACGCUCAAGACGUUGUCGAUACGAGCACCCUUCCCCCGGGUUAAGCUUGUUAUCCGACAGGAAGAGCGGCCGCGGACCCUGAUCAUGUACGCGUUCACGCAGUGUAUAUAAUAGUUGGCGUACUCGCAAAGGGAAUUGAUUUGGUUGGUUGAAUCAAGCUUAUCUCUCACGUUUGACAAAAUGUAGAAAUCCCUGCCGCAACUGCAUUGCCGCGGUACGAGGUGUGAUUGCAACGGACUGCAGCCUGCAGCUUUGGUUUUCAUGCAGACCUAUUAAAUUGUGGGGUGUAUGCCGCUGUGUGCACGCUUCGGGUAGCUGAGCGCGUGACCAAGCGCCCGAGAACGAAUUUGUACCCGUCGGGUCCAAUGAAUACCUGCAAUCCAUGUAUAUCGUGCAU